This is a messenger RNA of Taeniopygia guttata (zebra finch), 1136 nucleotides long. RefSeq names its product matrix AAA peptidase interacting protein 1 (gene MAIP1). Lineage: Eukaryota; Metazoa; Chordata; Aves; Passeriformes; Estrildidae. Gene Ontology annotation, molecular function: ribosome binding. Gene Ontology annotation, cellular component: mitochondrial inner membrane. Gene Ontology annotation, biological process: protein insertion into mitochondrial inner membrane from matrix. The record is from RefSeq and is a predicted model, not a curated record.
UAUCUCCAGAGAGGGAGAAUCCAAUGACUUCCCUGGGCAGCCUGUUCCAGUGCUCUGUCACCCUCAACCUAAUUAAGCUCCUUCUCAAGCUGAGGUGGAACUCAUUAUCUUUUAGUUUAUGGCCAUUACUCUUCGUUCUGUCACUGAGCACCACUGAGAAGUGCCUGGGACCAUCCUCUUGGCACCCGCCUUUGAGCGCCGGAUCUGGGACCGAGGGCCCUCAGCGGCGCGUCAUGGUAGUGAGGAUCACCAGCCCCUUCGCCUGGCUCCGCACCCGCUUCUACUACCUGCUCAUCCGCCUCUACUUCGACCAGGAAUUCAGCAUCGAAGAAUUCACGCGGGGAGCCAAGCAGGCCUUUUCUGUUGUUUCAAAGCUGCUGUCUCAACGUAAACUUGACCUGCUGGAAGAACUUGUAUCAGCAGAGGUACUUCAGGUGCUGAAGGAAAAGAUUUCUUUGCUCCCUGACAGCCACAGGGAUGCUUUAGCAGCUGACAUUGAUGCAAUCAUGUACACAACAGAAGGAGAUGUUCGCAUUUACUAUGAUGAUGAUGGAAGAAAGUUUGUUAGCAUCCUGAUGUGCUUCUGGUAUCUAAAUGGUGCUAAUCUACCUGAUGAAGUACCAGGUGAAGCCAAAGUCUUCCAGAUUGUGUUUGGAGAUGAAAACACAAAAGAAAAGAAGCAUCUUUUAACCGCAAACUAUGAGUUCCAAAGGGAGUUUACAGAAGGAGCAAAACCAGACUGGACUAUUACACGGAUUGAACAUCCAAGGCUAUUAGAAUAAAUGCCUUCUUACAGCCUUUUUAUGUACCACUGUAAUUGUUUUGAUGUAACAAAUGCCAGGCUUUUUGGGGUCUUUUUUUCCCUUCCUGCCCUUUCCUCCAAAAGAGGGAUGAAUUUUCUAUGUAUGAUUUCCAUAAAUUCUUUCUGAAGCUUGCACUGUGCUGCAUGGUUACAGCAAAGCCUUUUCCCUGGAACAGGCUGGUAGAAAUUUAAUUUGUUCCAGUGCUCAUCCAAGGCGUUUAGACAGCACAGUUUCAUUCAGGCAGAUGCAAUGGAUAUGUCAAUUUCUUACAUUCUGACAAGAAAUGGUACUAUUUGAAAAUAAACAACACUUAAUGAGUGAUGGCCCUUCUAA